Molecule: messenger RNA, 1048 nt
Organism: Capsella rubella
Lineage: Eukaryota; Viridiplantae; Streptophyta; Magnoliopsida; Brassicales; Brassicaceae
Product: protein LIGHT-DEPENDENT SHORT HYPOCOTYLS 6
Exons: 1
Coding region: 208-816 (202 amino acids)
Biological process (GO): response to light stimulus; mRNA transcription
Cellular component (GO): nucleus
Source: RefSeq, a predicted model, not a curated record
AGGUGGACUUUUGGUAGGGACAUUGGCCACGUGAUUUCUACAUUUCUAAAUUUCCACUCUUUUGUCUCUUCUCUUUCACAAUUCUCUUUCACACACACCAUUCCAAACUCAGAAACACACUUUUCUCUCUUUUUAUCUUUCAAAAACUCUCUCUAUACAAACAACAACACUCACAAAGACUCACUCUAUCAUCACAAGAUCUUUCUCAUGGAACAAGCAGUUUCCGGAUCACCAAAGCAACCCGACCCAUCUCCCUCAUCAUCCCCAUCCACUUCAGCACCACCAGUACCACCACAACAACCAAGCCGUUACGAGUCACAAAAACGCCGCGACUGGAACACGUUUCUACAGUACCUAAGAAACCACAAACCACCCUUGACGCUAGCCCGCUGCAGCGGAGCACACGUGCUCGAGUUCCUCAAGUACUUAGACCAGUUCGGGAAAACCAAAGUCCACGUGUCGACUUGUCCUUUCUUCGGACACCCGGAUCCACCGUCUUCUUGCCCUUGUCCUCACAAACAAGCUUGGGGAUCACUCGACGCUUUGAUCGGACGGCUUAGAGCCGCCUACGAGGAAAACGGCGGACGGCCAGAUACGAACCCGUUCGCUGCACGCGCCGUUAGGAUUUACUUGAGGGAAGUCAAAGAGAGUCAAGCUAAGGCUCGUGGGAUCCCUUACGAGAAAAAGAAACGGAAACGGAAACCCACCGUUACCUCCGUUAGAUUGGAUGUUGAUUUAACGAGUAGUAUCGCCGGAAACGACGGAAGUAACGGUGAUUCUCCGGCCACCUCCGGAGCCGUACUUCCCCUAGGUUAAUUAUUAUUAUAAUUAGACCUAAUUUGCUUAAUUAUAUAUCUCUAAAUAUAUAAAAACAUUAAAGAAAUCUUUUUAUUUAGUGUAGGAGCUAUAUAGCUCUCUCAGUUAUAUUUAUUUGAUCAUGAAAAGACAUUUGUUGUUGAGUUUAUAUUUAGUUCAGUAAAUGGACUCAUUCUAGUUAUUUCUUUUCAAGUUAGUGGUCCGUAGUAAACUAUAUAUAUAUUACUUUUUA